Molecule: messenger RNA, 1623 nt
Organism: Eupeodes corollae
Lineage: Eukaryota; Metazoa; Arthropoda; Insecta; Diptera; Syrphidae
Product: sepiapterin reductase-like
Exons: 1
Coding region: 725-1504 (259 amino acids)
Biological process (GO): tetrahydrobiopterin biosynthetic process
Molecular function (GO): sepiapterin reductase (NADP+) activity
Source: RefSeq, a predicted model, not a curated record
AGCCAUGCCUCUGAUUAGAAACAUGUUAUCUUAAUCAUUAAUAAAAUAUUUUUUUUUUCAACAGUUACCUACCUACAAUUGUACAUUUAUAUAAUAUAUUUAAACACAUAUUUACUUAGAAUUUUGAAAUUGCCUAGAAUAAGACAACAUUGUCGUAAAUUAACAAAAACAAAAAAAUCAACGUUUCCGCAAAGACAAAGAUCUCUGGCAAAUUGCUUCGCAAUCUAUCAAUAAAACACCCCCUUUUGCCUAUAGCCUUCUAUCUAAGAUCAACGUUCAUUUAAUUGCUACCGCCCGCGUGUGUCGAAACGUCUAAACGUUCGUUGCUCUAAUCUUCAAAAACCCAUGCAGAUUACAAUCUCCGUUUUGGCUGAAAACAAAUUGCACCCUUCCUUUGUAUAUGGCAACCUCUCUCUGUCACGCAAAUAUAUUUUCAAUUGAAAACUAUUUCACUCUUGCUAUCGUCGUCGCGCCGCCAUACCGCACAGGCACAAGCUUAUUUUGCUAUUUGCUUUCUCAUCUGCGUUAUCAAGUCGCUCACCACAAUAAAUUAAAACAUAAUCAGGUGACUAUAUAAGUAGCAUCAACCCUGAAUCGAUUCUUAAUCCAAUCGCACAUUGUUUUCGACAUUCGACAGCAACAGUCGGAACAGUUCUAGCAACAAAUUAAGAAUAAAGUUUGAUCGCGAUUCGUCUGAGAAAAGUUCAAAACCAAAUUCGACAAUAUGAUUAAUUUAAACAAACGGUGUUUCUUUGUUAUGAGUGGAAUUACGAACGAGCUGGGCAAAAUCACGGCCAUUGAAUUUUCCAAAAAAUUCAUGCCGGGAUCGGUAGUGGUUCUCUUCGAAGAUUCUCAGCCAGAUUUGGCCCGUACAAAAGCUGCCAUUUGCUCGCUACAAAAUCAGUUGAACGUCGUUUGCUGCAAAGUCGACUGGAACCUGAGCAGUGCAGAAUUCUUCCAAAAUCAAUUCGACGACAUUUUGAAGGAUUUGAACCGUGAUGACUUCGAGCUGGCUUUCAUCAUUCACAACGAAGGAGCGAUUUCAACAGAUGUUAUAAGUGAACCGAAUGACAGUGAAUCGUGGUUAAAUCACGUUCAGAUAAGUCUGAAUGCUACAGUCGGCAUAAACCAGGCCUUUUUGAACACAUUUAAGGACACCGACAAGUUGGUGGUGAAUCUCACACCAAGUGCUCCAAUUGUACCCUUCGUAUAUGAAAAACUCAAAUGUUCAGCGAAGAAGGCCCGCGACAUGUACUUCCGUGCAAUGGCUGCUGCUGAAGAAAAAGUGACAGUUCUCAAUUACCGCCCGGGAUUCUUGGAGUCUUUCGAGGCUAACUCUCAAAUUGAUCCAAAUAAUAACAUCAAUGAAGUGAAUUCGAUUAAAUUGACGAUGAAAGCAAAGAGGCCAUAUGUUAAGCCAUUGGAAACUGUCCACAAGCUAAUCGACACAUUGGAAUCAUCCAAAUUUAGCUCAGGACACGACAUUGACUUCUACACCAAUUGACUGAGUUUAACAAAUAAUAAUUUUAAUAACAAUAGUUUGUAUUAUAAAAAUGUUCCAUUGACGAUGGCGGUGGACAAUUUAAAUUUAGCUGAAUUAAUUAAUAAAAUAAUUUAUUUUUA